Messenger RNA from Mya arenaria, 9272 nucleotides. RefSeq names its product transport and Golgi organization protein 1 homolog. The coding region runs from base 55 to 6795 and encodes 2246 amino acids. The record is from RefSeq and is a predicted model, not a curated record. The transcript has 29 exons. Gene Ontology annotation, molecular function: protein binding. Lineage: Eukaryota; Metazoa; Mollusca; Bivalvia; Myida; Myidae.
CUAUAAUAUGGUGGACAAGACAUCUUCGGCUGACGUGUACAACCGAUUUUAAAGAUGCUGAAGCUGAUUUAUAAGAUUUCUUAUGCCGGUUUGGCUGUUUUACUUCUUCAAUUGAUAUCUUCGUUUGCAUAUGCUGAGAAGAUAUCAAACUUACGAUUAUGCGCAGACAGAUACUGUGAAACAAUUAUUUCAAAAGCAAGAUCAUUAGCAAGAAACAAACCAACAGAUCCUGCUUUCCUUGCAUUCGAUAGAGGAGACAUUAUUAAUGUGUACAGCAAGUCUGCAGGCACAAGGCAGGACCUCUGGGGAGGAGAGGUCAAUGGAAAGAGAGGCUAUUUUCCACGCUCCUUUGUGAGGGAAUAUAAAGUAGAAAUUCCAAACCCUCAGCAUACUGUAGAAACAGAGCCCCAUGUUCCAAUAGAGGACCGGAUAAUGGGCAGAACAGCCAGCCAUGAAUCUAAACCUACAAGGCAGCCCCCUCCAAACCAGGAACCAUCUGCAGGGGACCAGCCUCCCAGUGGUAGGGAACCAGAAACUGUCCCUGUUGUCAAGCAGGCCAUGGACGCUAUUGAGACUGAGACCAGGGGGACAGAAGCUGCUAAAGAGACUGGUCAAGAUGUACAGCAGGCACAAGCUGAUCAGAGAAAUACUAAUACACAGGAUGUACGAGAAGAGGCACAAGGUGAUGAAACAGAGAGAGAUGAGACUGAAGUGGAUGAGACAGAGAUAAAUGAGGAAACAGACAUCUCAGAGGAGGAAAAGAGUAGUGAGAAACAUCAGGAAACAGAUGAUAAGAAGAAUGAUGAUAUUGAUCAAAAUGUGCCUGCUGACAAUACAGAGGUGGAUGAAACUGAGAUUGAAGAUGAGACGGAUAUAUCUGAAGAUGAGACGGAGAUGGAUGAGGUUGAACAAGAACCAGAAGAUCAAAAACCGCAUGACAUGAGGGAAGAACAUAAGCCUGUUCCAACACCUAAUGAUAAAGUUCCAGAUGAAGACAGUACAGAAGUAGAUGAUACAGACCUUGACAGUUCAACUACUAAAGAAAAGCUAUCAGAAAAUCCUGAUGAAAAGUCAGAGGGAAUGCCAGAAAUAAAAGCAGAUACAAUAGUCAAUGAAGAUGACAGUACAGAAGUAGAUGGUGCUGACCUUGAAAAUGACAGAACUGAAGUGGAAGGAAAUGCAGAAGAAACUCAAAAAAAUAUUGAAUCAGCUGAAAAAAAUGCAGAAGGUGUUGAAGCUGAAGAUGGUAUUGCAAAGGAAACAAAUGGUGAGAAAACUACAGAAAAGCCACCAGCAGAGGAUGGUGCUACGGUGCAGGAAAAAAAACAUGAUGGAGGUGAUAAGGCUGAAGGAGAUACAGUUGGUGUUAAAUCAGAUGAGACUGAAGUACCGGGCAAAGAAGAGGAAGGGGGAUCUAUACUGGGGAGCAUGUUUGGUGCUGGAAAGGUUGAAGAUGUAACAAACAAUGCCGAAACAAUUCAAGAUGAGGAAAAUGAUGUAAAUGAGCCUAAUGUGAACAUGGUUGUUUCUCAUGAUUCUGAUGUGGUAAAGAGUGAAACAAAAAUUGAACAAAGUGACUCAAAUGCAGGGAGUCAACACUCUGAACAAUUAAAUGAGGUAGGCAAUGAGGAUAAACAAAAGGAAAGGGCAUCUUUUGAACAAAAAGACCGCACAAUGCAGUCAGCCCCUGAUAAUGAUGAACAUGAAUAUCACAUUGGUGAUACAGAUACCUUUGAGGCUAAAGAGCUUCUUGACAAACAACAGGUCAUAGAAAACAUACCACAGGUUGAUGCAAGAGAAGUUAAUCUUAGUGAUGAAAAGGAAGAUGAAGAUACUAGAAUGCACAGGGAUCAUACACGCGAAGGUAACAUAGAUAUAAGUAGCAUGUUGUACUCACAUGUAGAUUCAACCUUGAGUGUAACAGAUCAGAAUGCUGCAAUGGGUAAUAUCAAAGGCAUGGACAAGCAUGUUGAGCCUGUUGAAGUAAACACUGAGUCAAGCACAGAAACCAAAAGCCUUAAUUUACAUGAUAUGAUACGCCCAACACCUGUUUUAGAUAUUAACAGUGAAUCCACUAAUACCCAUCCUUUGGAUGAAACUAAUAUGGAUUUGCUUGCUGCCAUAGCCCCAAAUACAGCAACUGAUUUGUCAAUUGUUGAUGAAACUAAUGCUGGUCCUGAUUCUGUAUACAAAAGUCAAGUUAGCUCUGAAUUAAAGAAACAGUCAGUUAGUUCUGAAACAUUCAUACCUGGUACUACAGAGUUCUCGUCUAUACAACCAACAAAACCUUUUCCAAACACAGAUCAAACUUUAUCAUAUACUACAAUGAAAACUGUUAUGGACACUGAACCAUUAGUUGGCUUGACCAAUAAAAAUGUGGCAAGUAAGCUGGAGAACACUGAUGAUACAGAUUUUAAUGAAUUUGAACUAGCUGCAAAAGCUCAACAUUCUAGUAGUCAUUUACAUAAUCAUAAUAACUUGCUCCAUGAUCUACUUGCUGCGAAAAUGGAGGAGGAAGAGUUUGAAAUGGCUGAAGGAUGGGCUGCGUCUAUGGAGAAAGGGGAGUCAAGAAGUUUGUAUGACAACAAUGAAGACUCAGAAAUUGAAGAUUCUCUUUAUGAUGAGAUUAUAGAUGGAAGUAUAGAAAUUACUGAGAUGCUUAAAGUAAAGUCAGAUAAAAAAGACAAUUUAAGGGAAGAAAAUAAGACUAUUAAUCAUUUAAGUUCCUUUGCUGGUGUUGGUAAAUCCAUUGACCUUAACAAAGCUGAUGGACAGAGGGAAAAUGAUAAAAGUGAUGAUUUAACUGAAAAAACUGCCACUGGUCAUGAUUUUAAUGAAAUUACAACUAAAAACAAAAAAAUUGAAAGACAAAUAAUUGAACAAGAAAACAGUCAAUUGGAAGUCAAAAGUCAAGGUCUUAAAAAUGAUGAUAGUAAAAGCACAGCUGACUCAACAAAUCGUUCCAAAGAAAAUGUCCAGAAAUCUGAAGAGCAUGUUGAUAAACCUAACUCUGAAAAAGACCAGAAAACUACCAAUGAAGAUAAGGUGGCUGACCCACUUGAUACUGCAGCUAGGGAAAGUGUUUUAGCUAGGGCCAGAGCCUUUUUUGGUUCCAAGCCGGCAGAAGUUGAAAAGGAAGAAAAAACAGAAGACAUUCAACAAGCUGAACCAGAAAAGGUCAAAGAAAUAUCUGGAACAGAAAAUAUAGACCAGGAGCCAGUAGAUGUUACUAGUAAAAGGGAAGAUGGUAGAAAUGAGCAAACACCUGAAGAGUUAGAUAAAAAAGAAGAUAUUAUUGAUGAAGGUAUUCUUGGUAAAUUUGAAAAAGCAUUUGAGGCUAUGUCAGAAGAAAAAGAAAAAGCAAAAAGUGAUAAAGAAAAGGCUGAAACUGACCAGGUUUUGAAGAAAUUUGAGAAGGCAUUUGAAGCAAUGGCUAAGGAUAAGACUGAUCCUUCUGAUGAUGAUGAAAGUUUAAAGUUUGUUAAUGAACAGGGGGAAAUUGAUGAUGAACAAAUACACAAGAGAGGAGAAACUGUAGAAGAAAUGGAAAUAAAAGAGCCUGUACAGAAAGAAGUUGUGAGUGAACUACCUAAUGAAAAUGAUGAGUCAAUUGCUGAUAUUCUAUCAGACACUGUUAUUGAAACUGGAAGUUUAGAGACACAAACUGAGAACACAGAUUCAACAAUGAUUGACGCAACCUCUAGCUCCGAGUUUAUAGAAACACAAGGUACUAAUAUUGGUGAAAAUAAAGGUACUGUUAUUGAUGGAACUACUUUUGCUGCUGAUUAUUUGGAUGAGACAGUGGCCUCUGUAACACAAUCCUUAGUGGAAACAAAAGUCAUUGUUCAAGGUUAUACAACACAGACAGAUUCUGACCAGAUUGAACCUUCAACAGUAGUUGCUGAAUUUGAAGAUUUUGAUGGAACACAUAUACCAGCAAAUUAUAUUUCUGAAAUCCAAGAUGUUAAAGACAGUAUACAAGUUGCAAGUACAGAAUAUCAGCCUUUAAUGCAAUCUGACAGUGAUAUGCAUUUACCAAAAGAUGACAAACUUGACCUUCAACAGGAAAUCCCCAGUCAGACAGAUACACAACUUUCACCAUCAGAAGUAGAAAUUCAUUCUGAAACCAUUUCCUCUGAACAAACUGAAGGAAUACUUGAUACAACUUCUACUCCUGCUGUUGAAAGUCAAAGUACAGUUACAGAUAGUCUUACAGCAACAGGCACAUUUAAAGAUGUCCCUACAAAAACUGCUGACACAUUAUAUCCAACACAAACACUAAGUGAAACUGCACAGACACUUGGAACAUCAUUUGAAUUCCAUUCAAUGGCAAGUGAAGGGGAGCAGACAGUGCCAAUUGAAACAGGUAAAGUAAUAAUGGAAACAGAACUUCAACAAAACAAUGAGACUGUAGAUAGCCAUAUUGUCCAGGAUCAAGUCCAGCCUUCCCUGGACCAGGAUGCUUACAAAACAGAUCUUUACCUUUCAAGAAAACCGUUGUCAACUGGCGUAACAGAAUCAACAGAAACAACUACUGAUUCAGUUAACCAAAACACUGAUCAAAACAACAAUGACCCAAAUCAGAAAAACAUGAUGGAAAAUGUUAUGGACUACUUUAAAGAAUCAACUACCCAGCCAAUGCCAGAUUAUGAAAUUGCUCCGCCUACUGAUACCCCACCCACUGAUGACCCUUACAGCAGUGAGCACAUGCUCUCAAGGAAAGUGCCUGAUCCUGCCCUGGAAGAAGAGGAUGAAAACAAGCCUGGAGUGGAUGUCGUCAAAACACUGGAACAGACCCUGAAAGCAUUGAUUGACAUACUGCCAGGAAGCAUGCAGUCAAUGCUGGAGGAGGAGCCCCUGGGUCUGUCCCCACCCCUUACACUGCUUGUGUCAAUGCUAUCCACCUGCGUUCUGGGUGUCCUUACAUGUGUAGGAUGCUUGUGUACAGGUGGAAAAACAAGGCUUGAGAAAAAGGACCCUCUUGUGGUUAUCCGCUCCCUGGAGGAGAAACUGUUUAUUGCGACCAAGGAGAAGGAGAAUCUUGAGGAUGAAGUGCAACUCAAAGAGCAGAAGAUUUCUGAGCUGAAAGUGGAGGUGGACAGUCAGCAGUCGAGUUCUGGCACAUUUGAAACAGACCUCAAAACCAUCCAGCUCCAUAACGAGUCUUUAAAGCAACAAGUCUCCAUGCUGCACCAGGAGAUCACAGACAACAAGCACAUGAUAUCCGAGCUGGAGCAAGAGUGUGCUCAGAAGUCAGGAGAGGUGGAGGCCUAUGCCACAGAUGUUGAACACCUCGAACACAGGGCUAAUGAGGCAGAUCUUGCCUUGAAAAAGGCAUUUACAAGCCUGUCAGAGAAGGGGGAGGAGCUAAUGAAGGCUACACAACUGGUGGAGAGUCUCACAGAGCAGGUCCGGCGUCUCGAAACCAGGAAACAACAGUUGGAAGAUGAGUCUACAGACUGGUCUGAGAAAGUGAAGGAGUUGUCUGAGCAGGUGGAGCAGUCGAGCGUGGAGACUCGUAGAAUGCAGGAGGACCUGGCCUUCAAGGAAAAUGAACUCGAGGUGUUGCGGGAUUGUUUCCUGCAGGUAAAGGCAUUCCAGGGAGAGGACGUGAUCCAGGAAGAACAAGAUGAGACACCUGCAGAUCUCAGUGAGAAAUUAAAGCAGAUGAUGGAUGUUUCUCGUGUGAACGCGUCACUGCGAGCUGUCGAGGAGGAGAGGGACGUCCUCAACAACAAACUUGCCAUUGAGAUUGAGUCUCGCCAAGAAAUGGAGGACCAGAUGCAGUCAUUGAAGCGCAAGUUGGAGGGCGGACAGACAGACAAAAUGAAGGCUGAGAGACAGUGCCAGGAAGCUCAGACUAAGCUGGAAGUCCUCUCCAAAUACUUCAGGGAGAAAGAGACAGAGCUCACAAGGCAACUGGGUGAGCAGGAGGUGCUAAAGAACCAAAACAUUUCCAAGCUCCAGUCCUCAGACUCUUUCACACAGGAGCUAUCACAGGAGAAAGAGCUUUACAGGCAACAAGUGGAUGAUCUCAAAACAGAAAUCACAAAGGCUGAAAGAGACUUCAGAUCUCAGAUUGCUGCAAACGAGAAGAAAGCGCAUGAAAAUUGGUUGGCCACGCGAGCUGCAGAGCGUGAAUUGAAGGAAUCCCGACACGAGUGUGGCAUGCUCAGACAGAAGUUGACAGAUUUGGAGAGGAAACUUAUGCAGGGGCCACCACCUGGUCUUAUCCGACCCAUCACCCACCGUCCAAUGCCUCCACCUGGUAUGCUGAAUGGCCCCCGGCCUCCACCCCCAGGGGAGCGCCCUGGAUCCCGUGGGUCAGUUCAAGGACGUAUAACCCCCCGGCUUAGGGAUGAUGAUUAUCGAGCAUCACCUGUUGGUGGAUAUCCCCCACCCCCUCCAGACAGACGACUGCCCCCUGGAGCCCGACCCCUACCCCCUCAUGCGACUUCUCCCCCGCCCUUCGCCAUUCGACCGCCUUACCCCGGAGAUCGCAGGUCCCCACCCCCAUUUGACCGUUACCCACCUCCCCCCAUUCGAGGACCUAGACCCCCCUAUCCCAGACCCCCACCCCCUCACUUACGAAGUCCCCCACCCCUAGGCAAUUCUUCUGAGCUUGAUGAUUCAAGGGAUUCUUCUAGGCAGGAUGAUGAAAUGAGUGACUGUUCUGAUUCAAGACCGGGUGUCCCCCAAGUACAACCGAGCACCUCCACCCCACGACGGACGAGACCGCCAGCACCGCCACCAAAGCCACGUGUGAACAGGCACCAUUCCGGAAACUGGGACUAGUGUGCCAAAACAGAGACCUUGGGCCCGGAGAGCCUUUAUCAAGAAUGUAUUUUCUCUGUAUUACUAUUAUAAUCACAGAGAAACUCAUUGCCAUGUCAUUCCAAAAAUGUCUGUUAGCGUUAGUCUAUACCCCAGAAUUGACCAGCACAGUAUUAAAAUAAAUGAUAAAGGCUUCACCGUGAAAUUAAAGUUCCCAAGGUUACCAUCAGGGUCUUGAUGUUUACAAACAAAAUGUGCAUUAGUUACAACUGCAAUAGCAGUUAUAUGUUACGUUUUAUGUUGGUUUUGAUGUUGUAUUAUGGAAUAUUUGCAGGUUUUAAAGGAAUUGCUUCUGUUCUAAAAAAAUGGAAUACUGGUUGUACAGAUUUGUUAGUGUCAUUUUCAUUACUGACGUGCCAAACUAGGUUCACAAUUCGUGUUCUAAGGUCACCCGUGCUGCAAUCAACCCCAUCCCCCCUCCAUCCCAAUCCUUCACAUAUGUUGACUUUAUGAUCCAUAAAUUGCAUUGAUAAUUGUAUUGUACUUAAUAAGAGUAAUUAAUAGGAAGAUAUGUGAAGAAUACAUCUGGUAGCUUUGUCCCUCAGCAUCAAAUCACUGCCUUCAUUUUCAUACAUUUGGCAAUUUAACAGUGGGCUUUAUAAUGGAUUUAACAAAGUCAGGGGGUAAAUACAUUACAAUUAAAGGACCUAAUAUUUUUUCUUUUGUUUCAUUUUGGAAAAGGAAAGUGUGUAAGAUAGCAUUUACUUCUAAUUAAGAUUGUGCUUACCUGUCCAGUUCGGUAAAAUAUAUUUUCUCAAAAUUCUCUUUCGUAUAUUUUUGUAGCAGUCUACUUGCAUAUUUAGCUUGAUGGUAGAAAAUAUAAGAUAUAUCCCUAGUGGGCUCAUAAAGGCUUAGAAAUGGUCUAGAAUGGAAUGUAGAUGUAUGUACCUUAAGAUGUUAUAAGUGCCUACUUAUAUUUAUAGUAAUUAGUAAAACAAUUUUUUGGUAACCUUAAGAUCUGUUUCCAUAAAAUCUUAAAACAUUAAGAAGUUAGGUUGUUUUUCAAUUUCAAAUAUACUCAAUUAUUUCAAUUCUUAGACAUUGAUAUAUUAAUUUGAUGUAUUUGAUUCAUAAGCAUAAAAUUUGAUGACAUAAUGUUGAAUGCAUAAUUUAUAUGUAAAACAUGUAUUCCAUACUGAAUGUAUUUAUUUUCUGUGCAAUCUGUGAUUUAUUGUUUUGUUUAAGACAUCUUGAAUUUGAUCAUUUAGAUACAUGUGUAUUUGCAAUUCUUGUUUUGUUUGCAUGGUUGUGUUGUUAUGAAGUCAGUUCAUGAUGUUUCUUUAUGAAAACAAAAAUAGAAUAUUUAUGUUUUAAAUCCUUUUUAUUAACUAUCAACCUGUAUUCAAUGGCAUAGCUUGGUAAAGGAGCUACGGAGUUGCUCCCCUUUUCCCAACUAUUUUUCUCUAGUUUUGCCAUUAAUUUUCUUUCACUUAAUAUAUGAAUGAUGUUAUGCAUAAUGCGCAUGUCACUAUCACUAGCUAUCCAAUAAUGUGUUAGCAUGACAGUAUAUCUAAGGCCUUAUCUAAAGCUCCAAUGGAUGUGUUCCAAAAAUUUUAAAAAAAAUAUUUUAUUUUGCAAAAUUUCUUUGAUUCUAUUAGGUGCAUGAAGAGAAAGCACACAACAGUUUAUUCCAUUUGCAUAUCAUUUAUUCCAUUAAGUUCUAUUUGUCUAACAAAAAAUGUUUACCUUUGUAAAGCCUAGUCAUUAGUUCUGAAAAAAGUUUCCAUAUUUUUUUCAAUGUAAUGUUGGUAAUAGUGUUGUAUGUAUGGGGAUGGGUCAUCUCAAUCAACUGACCAUUUUAGCCAGGUCCAGAUCAGCUUACUAUCCACUAAUGUAAAUUCAAUUAAAAUGAUGAAUUUGAAAUACAAAUGGAUGGCUGUUACACAUUUUAUUUUCAUGUGACUGCCAUUUUAAUGAUGUAAGUAAUAAGUAUUAAAACAAGACCAACUCACUUCCACCAAGCGUUUUUACUUGAUUUAGUUAUCAGCACCAAAAUGAAAUAAACAACAUAUCUAUGACAUCAUAAUUUAAAACAAUGACUACAAUUUGGUGUAUGUAUCUUGACCUUUGAUAAAUAUUUUCCUUCUCAAAAUGAUACAGGAUACAUAAUGGACCUUUGAGGCGGCUGGCCCUCUUGAUGACUAGAAUUUAUUUCACAAAUUUCUAAUUAAAAGUACAUGAAAUUUCCCAAAAAGUAUGUGUUAUUAUUGCAUAAAACACUUGCCUCUACUCAAUAGUGAUAUAACAAUGGAUCCUUUCUCUGCUUCUGUUGUAAAUGUACAUGUAAAGUAAGGCUGAUAUGGAUCAUAUUAUGAUGGUGAGUGGUCUGAGAUGAUCUUGAUUUGAUAUGCACUGUGUGUAUUUGUGCAGAGUAAGAUUUAUGUCUGUAAAAUGGUGAUUAAAAUAUAUAGUUAAUGACAAAUAAAAUGUUAAAGAUG